This is a messenger RNA of Uncinocarpus reesii 1704, 1662 nucleotides long. RefSeq names its product imidazole glycerol phosphate synthase hisHF. Gene Ontology annotation, biological process: L-histidine biosynthetic process. The coding region runs from base 1 to 1662 and encodes 553 amino acids. Gene Ontology annotation, molecular function: imidazoleglycerol-phosphate synthase activity; oxo-acid-lyase activity. The record is from RefSeq and is a predicted model, not a curated record. The transcript has 3 exons. NCBI's taxonomy places the organism in Eukaryota, Fungi, Ascomycota, Eurotiomycetes, Onygenales, Onygenaceae.
AUGCCGAAGGUUCACCUGCUUGAUUAUGUAGCUGGGAACGUCCGCUCACUGGUCAAUGCCGUGGAAAAAUUAGGAUAUGAAGUUGAAUGGGUCAAGUCCCCUCAAGAUGUGAAAAACGCCGAAAAACUGAUAUUACCUGGCGUCGGACAUUUCGGCCAUUGCGUGACCCAGCUUUCGAAUGGGGGGUUCCUUGAACCCAUCAGCGAACACAUACGGUCUGGAAAACCGUUUAUGGGAAUUUGUGUCGGCCUCCAGGUUCUAUGUCAAGGCUCCGCUGAAGCUCCCGGUAUCAAAGGGCUGGGCUUAUUUCCAGCCACUUUGACACGGUUCAAUUCGUCCUGUAAAAGUGUCCCCCAUAUUGGCUGGAAUUCAGCAAAAUGCGAAAGUGUUGGUCAAGCAAAAUCACAGACAUUUUACGGCUUGAGUCCAGAAAGCAAAUACUAUUAUGUGCACUCAUAUGCUAUCCCUUACCAAAAUGGCAUGUUUCACAACAACGAAUGGGAUCUAGCCACAGCAACAUAUGGAGAAGAGACCUUUGUCGGCGCUAUCUGUCGAGGGAAUGUUUUCGCUACUCAAUUUCACCCGGAAAAAAGUGGACCGGCUGGGUUGCGCACUCUGCAAGCUUUCCUGACAGGAAAUAGAAGCUCCAUUGAACCUUCACCAGUGGCCCCAUGCACGGAAGGUCUUACACGGCGGAUAAUUGCUUGCCUAGACGUUCGAGCCAACGACGAAGGGGACCUGGUUGUUACAAAAGGAGAUAAGUACGAUGUGCGCGAGAAGAAUGCAGAUGAUAAGCGUGGCAAGGUCAGGAAUCUUGGUAAACCGGUUGAUAUGGCAAGGCGAUAUUACCAACAGGGUGCCGAUGAGAUCGUUUUUUUGAACAUCACGUCCUUCCGAAACUGCCCAUUAGUCGAUACACCGAUGCUUGAAGUUCUUCGUCAGACAGCCGAAACGGUUUUCGUCCCAUUAACCAUUGGCGGCGGGAUUAGAGACACUAUUGACACUGAUGGCACCCAUGUCUCUGCACUGGACGUUGCAACAAUGUAUUUCAAGUCAGGCGCGGACAAGGUUAGCAUUGGCUCAGAUGCGGUGAUUGCCGCUGAGCAAUACUACGCGUCUGGCAAACACCUUUCUGGCACUACAACAAUUGAGUCGAUAUCGACUACUUACGGCAACCAAGCUGUGGUGGUUAGUGUGGACCCUAGACGGGUAUACGUCCGAAGUCCGGGCGAUACUGAGCACCAUACGAUCUGGACAGAAUACCCGGACAAAGACGGAAACCGAUACUGCUGGUACCAAUGUACAAUUAAAGGGGGUAGGGAAGGGAGAGAUAUCGACGUGCGGCAGUUGAUCGAAGCUGUUGAAGACAUGGGUGCUGGGGAAAUAUUACUGAAUUGCAUCGACAAAGAUGGCGCUGGUACUGGAUUUGAUCUCGAAUUAAUCAAGGACGUCAAAUCUUUCUCUACGAUACCAAUAAUUGCAUCUAGUGGUGCAGGUAACCCGGCUCAUUUCAAAGAGGUGUUUGAACAAACUGAAGCUGAUGCUGCACUUGGAGCUGGCAUGUUUCAUCGUGGAUCCUAUGCUGUUUCCGAGGUUAAAGACUACCUCCAAACAAAUAACUUAGUUGUCCGCCCACUCAAUGACAUACAAAUGUCAGUAUAA